This is a messenger RNA of Trichoderma asperellum CBS 433.97, 752 nucleotides long. Lineage: Eukaryota; Fungi; Ascomycota; Sordariomycetes; Hypocreales; Hypocreaceae. The record is from RefSeq and is a predicted model, not a curated record.
GCUGCUCUCUUUGGCAAACACAACCUAUUUCGCAGCGGCAGUAUGUGCUUCGUAUUAUCGUGCUAUCUCAACAUGGGCAACAGGUAGACAGACAGAGAGUAUGGGGUAGCAUGGAUCAACUGGCCGAAUGUUACAAGUGCGCUCUGCAUAUUCAACCCUGCCGCCACAAAUACAGGGGUCAAUUGACCAAAUCGAGAGGCAUACAGAUCCCAGGCCUUCUAUCAACGCAUUCUGAGCGCAGGGCUUCCAGUUGGGUUCCUAUUGGGCACGCACAAAAGACGCCGCGACGUGUUAGAAACCAAGGUUCUCCAUUUGUCUUUUCCGUCAUGUAUGCGAAGACAAAACGGCAUCUAGCGCGCCCUUUUCCUGUUGCCGGGGCUAGAAAAAACAAGAUGUCGAGCACCAGGCCCUUUUUUUCCCACCGGAAACUAAGACAAGUUAUCCCCAUAAUAGCUUGUACUACCUUUUUAUUAGCAGUAGUACGAGGAAUAGGUUAGUACUCUGUCAUCGAAUCGUCCAAAGCAGUACCCCGUAGUAUACACCACAAUAGAAGGGAGUCGAAUGUGAUAGGGCCACGUGGUUAUGGGAACGACAAGACAAGACAUGACACUAUCAUGAACAAACCAGCGCAGGGCAUGGUAUCACAGGGUACUUUGCUAGCACAAUCUGUUUUGGAUGUCUGGAGAAGGCCAGCGAGAGCAUCCAUGCUUCGCGAAUGCGUCCUAGACGAAAUGAGACGAGCGUCAAUCGUA